AGGCAGGAAAAAAGCGGCAGAGGAUCCCCAGACCUGUCAGCCAGGCUGGCAUGUUUGAAACAACAAGCUUUCAGAUCAAACAUGAUUAGUGUAGGCUGCUAGCAUCGCAUGAGAUCAUUUCUGCGUGUUUUGUGUGUGUGUGUGUGUGUGUGUGCGUGUGUGUGGGAGGGGCCGCUCACUUAGUGGCACCUAAUGCUCGACGCGCAUCAGGCCCACUUCAGCCCCGGCAAUCAUCACACCGCAUGCGGGUGAACGCGUUCAGCUGGACUAUCACAAAAAGGCUAUUUACAUGAAUUUGCUCUGCGUGCAUUCAGCUGCAGAGGAGCCAGCCCUUCAGUGCGCGCGCUCACUCCGAGUCGCACCGUGCGUCCCGCGCGCUUCACUCUCUCUGCAUUCACCGGGAAGGGGGAACAAACGGGGGUGGGUUUAUGUGUACUUUUUUUUAGGAAUCCAUGAGACAACAUAACCCCCGCGGGGUCAGCUCACGUUGCCCGGGUUUUAUGGUUGCGUGGAAACAUAAACGACAACGACAAAAACAACAACAACAAAAAAGAAGAAGGUUUUCGGUCAGUGGAGAGGAGCCGCGCAGUGCAGGAGCCGUUUCCAGAGGCGCGUCCGCGGCUUCCCGCAGCGGAUCGGGCGCAGAGGGUUAGAGGAGCAGCCUUGUUGGCGCGGACCGACCAGCGGGGGAGCCGCUCCAUCCACCCAGAGACGCGCCAUGGAGAGGAGAGCAGAAACGGGAGCAGCGACGUUCGUCAGCACCAGGGGAGGUUGAUGUGGACUUCCACCCCGAACUCCUGCGGUCUUCCCUGGAGCAUGCCCGUAGCCCAUCAUGCACCUGGCUGCAGUCUGGCUGCUGCGUUACUCGGUGGUCAUGUGUUUGCUGUUGCACAGCUUGGUCUUGAUGGCCUUCUGCUUCCAUCAUGCUGCCACCACUUGCUCCAAGAGGUGCUACUGCUCUGAGACGGAGAGUGGAGGCAAGACGAUGCGUUGCAGCAAUCUGCAGCUCACGGAGAUCCCGGAGGACAUCCCCAACGACACGCAACGCGUCUACCUUGACUUCAAUCUUCUAUCCGCAGUUCCAACGAACGCGUUUGCUGGUUUGACCCACUUAAUAGAACUGGACCUGUCGCACAACGAGAUAAGCCAGCUGGAGCCCGGAGCAUUCAGAGGACUCGGCUCCUCCCUGCAGUUCCUGGAUCUGUCUUCAAACAAGUUGGUGAACUUUAACCCUGAUGCCUUUGAGGGCCUUCGAGCUCGCGCCAACCUGACGAACAAUCCGUGGCUUUGCGACUGCAAUCUGCAGAUGGCAUUGCCCCGGGUGGACCUGGAGCCAGCCUCGCUGACGGGUAUAGUGUGCCAGACGUCUGAUCCAGAGGAAAUAGGAGUUCAAGGACUUGCGUUCCUGUUAGAACCGGAUAUAGACCUGUGUGUGGUGAUGAAGAGGACUACAGAUGUAGCUAUGCUGGUUGUUAUGUUUGGCUGGUUCACCAUGGUCAUUUCCUACCUGGUCUACUACGUCCGUGCAAAUCAGGAGGAUGCCCGCAGACACUUGGAGUACCUCAAAUCGUUGCCCAGCAGGCAGGGCAAGUCAGAGGAGUCCUCCACCAUCAGCACUGUGGUGUAAUCACAAACAGAAUCUAAAAUCCUAUAUCACCACAAGCAGGUGUGGCAUGUAUCUAGACAGUAAUUGGGAAUCUCAAGGAUUUCCUUGCUGUUGAAGAGAGGAAAUAAAACAUUUUCGUACACAGAAAGACUGAGAUGGAUGUAAUGUAGUCUGGAUAAAUAAUUCAUCUUUCUGGAGGCCAUUAGAACUUUUUGUUGGCUGAGUUGAUGGCCUUGCCUGUGCACUAAGCAAGUAAAAGCAGUGAACUCCAGAUAUGGGAUACAAAUGGGUUUUAUCCAGUGGUGCAUGUAUCGCAAUGCUCCUCUACAGUGGUCAAGACGCAGUUAGCAAUAUCAAUGGUCUGACAGUGCUAUUAUCACGCUCUGCGUAAUAUGUUUCUCAGCAGAGUCCUAAUAUUAUAGACCCAUCUAAUACAAGUAAAAAUGGCAUUUUCAAGUUAA
Molecule: messenger RNA, 2067 nt
Organism: Poecilia reticulata (guppy)
Lineage: Eukaryota; Metazoa; Chordata; Actinopteri; Cyprinodontiformes; Poeciliidae
Gene: lrrc3ca
Product: leucine rich repeat containing 3Ca
Molecular function (GO): protein binding
Source: RefSeq, a predicted model, not a curated record